AUCAGCCUUUAAUUUGGGGGUUUAUUUGUGAGCUGCCAUAGUAACUCUCGUGGUGGUGGUGAAAUCAUAAAGUUGGCAGUGCAGUAAAGCAAGCCCUGAAGGUUGUUUGAUCUCCGAGAACUGAAAGUGCUGAAUAAAAUUUUCAUACAACUUAAACUACGUUUUUGGAUCAGUUACGUUAAGAUCAGUGUUCUUCAAACUGAGACCAUUUUUCUAUUUUAAUAUUUAAAUAGAGACUUAUUUGAAAAGACAGUAUAUUUUUUAAGGAAAAAAAUGAUCAAGGGUGGACAGUCUUGCAUCAACUCACCAAUUUUUACUAAAUCACUGUAUAAGACUAUUGUGUAAAAUAGCGUGUAGGGUGUGAAGAAAAGCCUUUUGUAUACCAACUGCAGCGGGUUUUUUAUACAAGAAAAUCGAACAAAUAACUAUAAAAGAAAAAAUUGUGUAACCUUGCCAUUAUUAAUUUUAUGGUAUUACAUGCAAAAUGGGUUACAUUUUUACUGUUAGAGGCUGAAGAAGUAACAUUUUACUGAAAGGAGUGCAAAACUCGGUUUGCCUGAGGUAAUCAAGAUCGCUUGAAAUUGUUUUUUUGUAUGAAGAAGCAGGAAAAUGCACAUUCAACACUGACUUAAUUAAAGUUCUGGUGUUCAGCAAUGGAAAGCCCGCAAAUAAACUUCCCCCUAGGUCUAGUUUCGGACCAAAAAAGGAGUGGGAUCCGAGAGGAUGGGAGUCCUCCGUUAAAAAAAGCAAUGACAGAAAUGCAUGUAAAUAACAAAGUACGAGUUGUAAUAAAUAAAUUGCCAACAAUAAAGAAGGAAAACUUGGAUGAAUAUGACGAAACUCCUGUGGAGGCUGAUGGGGAAACCGCCAAGCCAAACAACGCUUCGCUAUCUGAGCCUUUGAAUUUAAAUCCAGGUUUGAAACAUACGUUGGCACAGUUCCACUUGAGCAGCCAGAGUUCACUGGGUGGACCGGCAGCUUUUUCGGCUCGUUAUUCCCAGGACAGUAUGUCACCCACUGUCUUCUUGCCUCUUCCAUCACCGCAGAUACUUUCUGGUCCGCUGCUUAUUCCUCCAGACAGCUCCACAGAACUCACCCAGACCAUACUGGAGGGGGAAUCUAUCUCUUGUUUUAAAGUCGGAGGAGAAAAAAGACUUUGCCUGCCUCAAGUGUUGAAUUCGGUUCUCCGAGACUUUUCGCUGCAACAGAUCAACACGGUGUGUGACGAACUGUAUAUAUACUGCUCAAGGUGCACUUCCGACCAGCUUCAUAUUCUGAAGGUUUUGGGAAUUCUUCCAUUCAAUGCUCCGUCCUGUGGGCUGAUUACACUGACUGAUGCUCAGAGACUAUGCAAUGCUUUACUACGUCCUCGCACUUUUCCGCAAAAUGGCAGUUUUCUCCCUGGUAAGAACACGUUGGCCCAGUUGAAAGAGACUGGCAGUGCCUUUGAAGUAGAGCACGAAUGCCUGGGCAAGUGCCAGGGGUUGUUUGCACCUCAGUUCUACCUUGCGCCGGAUGACCCAUGUAUCCAGUGUUUGGAGUGCUACGGGAUGUUCUCGCCCCAGACGUUUGUGAUGCAUUCGCACAGAUCCCCCGACAAGAGGACCUGCCACUGGGGGUUUGAAUCGGCCAAGUGGCACUGCUACCUGCAUAUUAACCAAAAAUACUUAGGAACGUCGGAGGAGCGGGAACUGAAGCAUCUCUUGGAGGAAAUGAAGGAGAAAUUUAGCGAGAAAAACCAGAAAAGAACGCGGUCCAAAGCAGAUUCACAGCAGAGCCUGGAAUUGUCGCAGUGGUAUCCAGUUAUAAAGCAAGAAGCAGAAACCGAUCCUCAACCACCCUCCUUUUUCCAUCCCAGUUACUACCUUUAUAUGUGUGAUAAAGUGGUUGCCCCAAAUGUAUCUCUUGCAUCACAAUAUAAGGAUGUUGCAAAAACAACAGCGAAAGCUUCAGAAGUAAUUAAAUCCUCACCUGGACAGUCAGAGAAGAAGCUCAGUAGUGGAAAGCACAAAAAAGCUGCCUCCUAUCCAGAGCUUUCUCUUGAAGAACAGGAAAAAAUUGACUUGAAAACUGGUGUGGAGCAGCAUAAACAUUUGGAUCCGCCUGCGUCAACUCGUUCUGCAAGAGGUGCAAAACCUGAACAUGUUUCUUCCAAAAUCACUAGAGACUUUGGCCGUGUUGAAGUAGGUAACGAUGUGCGAACCUUGUCCCCCACUCUCAUGAAAGACAUCAGUUGUGAAGAUGACAAGGGAAGGAUCAUGGAAGAAGUAAUGAAAACCUAUAUCAAACAGCAAGAAAAACUAAAUACUAUUUUGCGGAGGAAACAGCAGCUUCAAAUGGAAGUGGAAAUGUUAAGCAAUUCUAAAGCAAUGAAAGAACUAACAGAAGAGCAGCAGAAUUUACAAAAAGAACUUGAAUGUUUGCAAACGGAGCAUGCUCAAAGAAUGGAAGAGUUUUAUUUUGAGCAGAGAGACUUGGAGAAGAAACUGGACCAAGUGAUGAAGCAAAAGUGUAGCUGUGACUCCAAUUUGGAAAAAGACAAAGAAGCUGAAUAUGCAGCACAGCUAGCAGAAUUGAGACAGCGAUUGGAUCAUGCGGAGGCAGAUAGACAAGAGCUUCAAGAUGAACUGAGACAAGAACGGGAGGCAAGGGAAAAGUUAGAGAUGAUGAUAAAGGAAUUGAAGCUACAGAUCUUGAAGUCUUCAAAAAAUGGGAAAGGAAAAUAGAACUUGGAAGAGGAAGUGUGACUACGUCCUUCAAACAGGGUGUUUUGGUUUUUAAUGAAUGGUGAGCAGUUUCUGUGUGAUGAGAAAAAAUAUUCUCUACAGAUUUCUAUUUGCCAGACAAGUCCAGAUGAAGAUAUACAUAUAUAUAAAUAAAUAGAGAUAGAUAGGUAUCCAUUUUUAGAUUUUCCUAACCAGUGAAAAUCUGCCUUUGUUUGUACUGGUGUUUUUCUCAAACAAUGAAAAAUAUGAAACUCUUGGUUGAGAGUGACCAGUUUCCGUCUAUUUCUAAUGGAGUCUUGAGGACUCUAUACCUUUAAACUUUGUCUGUUAAAAUAUAUGUGGUGAUCUUUAUUUUGCUAUCAAUUGCACAUCCAGUUAUAAAAGUACAUUAAAAUCAUUCUGAGUUCUUCAAGGUCAAAAAUAGUUUGGGUUUCAGUGAGAAUUAUGUGUUCUCAAACUGGGGGAAGUAAGGGCAACGUUUCAUCUGUAAGGUAAUACUCAAAAUCGCCACAAUGAUAGAUAAUUGAUCAUCAAAAGUGAUUUACCAGCAUUUUUCCCAUAAUUUCAUUGUGUGAAGUCAAGCUGAUCUUUUCAGUAUUUUCUAUUUAACAACUCAUUAUCAGUCUAAAGAUUUUUAGAGCCAGCAUUUGCUUGCCGUGCUGGCAGAAGAAAACGUUAGGGUUGUUUUGUAAAUUAAAAAAAUUACAAUUGCAAUGGAAUGUUUGGAAAUCAAAAAUUCACAUAUUUUCUUUUGUUUUUUUCUAUAUAGUAAGUAUGAAAGAAACGUUAAUAAAAGGCUUAAAGGUGGGGCUUUUCCGUCUAGAAAGAGAGAAAGCUUGACUUAACUGGUUUUUCAGAUACUCAUGCUUUCAAGAAAAAUAAUAUUAAAAAAUACGUUAGUUUCUUUAGUACCCUAAGCCUCCACACUUUGAGCUUAUUGCCAGCUUGUGGAUUUUUCUUUCAUUACAUAGAACAAGCCUUAACUGACAUUGCGAUAAUAGCUUAAAAAAUAAAAUUCUGAGAUACGGCACUUUGAAAAUCAUUUUGAUAGUCUCUGUAUUUGAAUGACAUGGUAAUGUUACCAUGAAUUAAGAAAUACAGCAUGUUUGUUAAGCUAUAACGUUUUAAAAUGUGUAAUUGUACAGAAUUACUGUUUUAUGUAUAUAUAAUGUUUGAGUACUUCAGAAGUCUGGUUCCUAGUGGAUUAAAAGCAUGACUACAAAGUUGGAUGAAGAAAUACUUUUUUGCACUUCUCUCCAAAAAGUUUGAUACAGCUGACCGAUGUUAGUUGUGAGUGAAUAGGAAUAUUUUAAUAGUUCUAGUAUUUCACUACAUAAUUUUAACCUUUCCUUCAGCUUCUGGUUUUGAGGUACUUAGGUUUUUUCUUCUUUUAAUAAUUCAGUUAAUUUUAGGUUAAACCACUAGUAAAAGCCUACAUUGAUUUAUUUUUUUUCCUGAACUAGUAAAGCUGAAAACUUUUUAUUUCUUUUUUUGUUUCUCUUUUAAUGGUAUAACAUGACUGAAUAUCACAGAGAAAGAUAAACUUGCACGUAUCCUUAAGUUGAAUGAGAAAUGAGGUGGUAAAUUAAAUGUCAUGGAGUCACAGGAUGAUUCUUUUAUAGCCGUGUACAAUUUUGUUUAAGAACUGUGUCAUAUUUACACUGACGAUUAAAGCAGGUUAGAUGAAAAAUAUCAAAAAAUUUUCUUUGUCAGUGUUGAUCAGAAGACCCAGAUGACAUUUUUCCCUUCUUCAACUCUGUCUCCAAAUUUUUGCUUUAAAAAAAAAAAAAAAACAACAAAAAACCAAAAGGAAAAAGCCUGUCGUUGCAGCGUGGUUUGGAAGGAAAGGUGCUGACUAUAAAUGAUUCUGGUUGUGUGUGCACCACUUGCUUCUAAAAACACAAGGAAUGUUUUAUUGUAACAACCACCGAAAACAUGGUUAUAGGGAGAGUGGGGAAAAAUGUUGAUGAAAGUGUGAUUAUUAGGGAAUGGAGCUUGAAGUAGUCCAACUUGAUGGACAGAACCUACGUUGGAUCAGCUAGAUGGGCAAGUAAGAAAACACCGUCCUGGGAAACUGAAACGUUUCAUCCAGGUAUUAUUAAAGAAUCAAAAGAUACCAUUUCUAGUUGCUUUUCAGUGUCAAUGUUUUGAACCAGACUUGUUCGAUUGUCAGUGUAGAUAAGGCCGUACGGACUCAUAUAAUACAGCCGCAGUAACUAAUUUAC
This is a messenger RNA of Chroicocephalus ridibundus (black-headed gull), 4951 nucleotides long. It is a transcript of the gene SKIL, whose product is annotated as SKI like proto-oncogene. Bases 654 to 2726 code for a protein of 690 amino acids. Gene Ontology annotation, molecular function: SMAD binding; RNA polymerase II cis-regulatory region sequence-specific DNA binding; DNA-binding transcription factor activity, RNA polymerase II-specific. The transcript is spliced from 6 exons. NCBI's taxonomy places the organism in Eukaryota, Metazoa, Chordata, Aves, Charadriiformes, Laridae. Gene Ontology annotation, cellular component: nucleus. Gene Ontology annotation, biological process: negative regulation of transcription by RNA polymerase II; negative regulation of BMP signaling pathway. The record is from RefSeq and is a predicted model, not a curated record.